Messenger RNA from Phytophthora infestans T30-4, 1023 nucleotides. Its product is annotated as carbohydrate-binding protein, putative. Lineage: Eukaryota; Oomycota; Peronosporomycetes; Peronosporales; Peronosporaceae. The coding region runs from base 1 to 1023 and encodes 340 amino acids. The record is from RefSeq and is a predicted model, not a curated record. The transcript has 2 exons. Gene Ontology annotation, molecular function: oxidoreductase activity, acting on CH-OH group of donors; flavin adenine dinucleotide binding.
AUGCGUCUCCCCAGUCUUCGUUGCUUGGCGAGUGCGUUACUGGUCUUCAACUCCAUUGUCGAUGCCCAAACGUACGAUGCCAUUGUCGUGGGUAGUGGCCCUGGCGGUCUCGUAGCUGCCGAGUAUUUGUCACGAGACUCAAGUGUCUCCGUGUUGAUCCUCGAAGCCGGGCCCAGAUCUUUGGCUGCUACUGGUGGAACGGACUCCCCGGACUACGCUCAAGGCCGAGGUCUCACGAAAUUCGACAUCCCCGGUGAAUACGACAGUGUCAUUUACAACGGAGCCAACGAACAGUACCGUGUCGAGUGGAUCAGUGACGCCUACAUGUGGCUCGGUAAGCUCGUGGGUGGAUGCUCCUCCAUCAACGCAGCGCUCUACUUCCGACCCCCCGACUCGUACAUCACCAACACGCAGUGGCCGUUCUCAGCAGCUCAAAUGGUCUCCAAGAUGAACGAGAACGAGCAAAUUCAUGGCCACACGGACAGACCGUCAAGUGACGGUAUCUGGUACACUCAAGACGGGUAUUCCAUCGUAUCCAGAGCUCUACUAGCAAGGGGGUACGCUGAACGCACCAUCAACGACGCUGCAGCACGCAAUAGCAAGAGCAAGACGUUCGGUCAUGCUCCAUUCACCUUUAAGAACGGCAAACGGGACACCCCCGCAAAUGCCUUCUGGGGGCGAAUGAGCAGUAGGAGCAACGUGAGGCUACUCACUGGAGCCAAGGUCGACUACAUCUUACGAGCUUCUGGGGGUAAGGCUACGGGUGUCGUCUACAACGGCGGAACUCAAGCUCUACUGUCGUCUCGAGGUACUGUACUUAUGGCUGCGGGUGCGUUGAGUACGCCCAAAGUUUUGAUUCAAAGUGGCAUCGGCCCGAGCUCGCAGCUUAAUGUGCUUAAUGGCCGCAAUGGGUUCCCUGGCGUCUCUCAAGCUGCAGGAUGGGUCACGAACGCCAACGUCGGGCGGAAUCUGUUCGACACCAACGUGGUAACAAACCCAGUUGGGCGAUCAAUCAGUACAUGA